GCCCCCUCCCGAGUACCAGCCCUGGCUGGGGGCUGGGACACAUCCGUGGGCUGAGGCUUCCCACAGCUGCCCCUUGGUUGUCGGGGUGGAAUAGCCUUCCCUGGACUCAGAGUACUAGAUGGCUGUGGUCACUAGCCUGGGGUGACAUUCCGUUCUCUGGGCUGUCAGUGCCUGUGUGUGGUGGCAGGAAGGGGGAGGCCCCAGAUUCUCGGGCUGUUGCCAUCCCGGAAGGAGCCUGGUUCUCUUUGAUUCCGGGGCCUGUCUGUGGUGCUCUCAGGGAGUGUGGUGUCUCUGUCUGAGCCAGCUCCCGGGAAUGGCUUUUCCUUCCUCCAGGUCCCUAGGACGGGACUCUGUUCACCCUGGGAACGGGAUCUUGAUUCCUGAGUAGCUGCUGCGGCCCCUCCCCCACCCUUGACUCACUGUCUGGCACUUUUCUUGGACUCCUUAGCUAUCUUUCAUUCCCUUUACUGACUUGGCUUCUUCCUGUCCCUGACUUCUCAGCCUCUGGAUCCCAGGUGGCAGGCACCCUUCCCUCCUGCCCUCCCUCUCCUCAGACCCAGCCAGAGGUCCUGCCUGGAGCACAGCCUAACCUUUCUGGGAUGUGCACCGCUUUGAUGUGAAUGCUCUUUGGCUUUAGUUCUUAUCUGGAUACACUUGACUGUAGAGCCCUGUCCCGGGCUGCACCUCCUCCCUCCCUGACAUCUGUCUGUUUACUCUUGGGGAAAGGGAGCCUCUGAGAUGCCAUCUCACCCUUGCCUGCAGCCCGAGUGAACUUCCCUCCACUGCCCUCAAAGCCACUUUUGAACACUGAGCUCUGACCCUGGCUGGGGGAUGGGCAUGUGUCUCCCUCCUUAAAUUAGCUUUCAGGAGCAGGAAAAAGUCACACCGAGACCCUUGGGCAAAGGACUGUCCUGACCACUUGUUUGGGGCCGGUUUUACUAUGGCUGGUCAGAGGUAGCCUAGCCUGGUAUGAGGGAGGCCGUUACACUGUGGUUAGAUAAGGAGACUCGAGCGCUGAGGAAAAUCCAGGAUCUCUGAGAGCCAUUUCAGCCAGUCUGAACCGCUUAAACAAGAGACAUUUUUCUGUUUCUGGCGGUUGGGGCCAAAAUCAAAGCCCCAACCUGGGGUAGGCCCCCUUCCUGAUUUGUAGUUGGGCACUAUCAUGCUGUUUCCUUAUGAUAGAGGGGUGGGUCCUCUCAUCAUCUUUAAAAAUGAUUUACUUUUUGUGUGUGAAUGUUCUGCCUGCAUGUAGGUCUGUGUGUCAUGUAUGUGCCUGAUGAUGCCUUUGAAAGUGAGAAGGGGUGUCAUGUCCCCUGAAACUGGAGUUACAGACAGUUGUGAGCCACCAUGUGAGUGCUGGGAAUUGAACCCAGGACUUCUGGAAGAGAAGCCAGUGCUCUUUAACCGCCCUUCAGGCACUCCUGUCUCUUUAAGGAACUGAACCUAGGGUUUCAUGCAGGCCAGAGAGCUGAGCCGAGUCCCUGGCCCUCAGAGGCACAGGUCCAUGGCAGCGGAGGUCUGUCAACCCAGCACUUGGGAGGGAGAUGAGGAAUUGAGACCAUCAUGGGCUACACGAGAUCCUUUCUCACUCAAGAUGCUGUUUCCCAAAGCUCUUGCUUCCAAAGUCAUUACACUGGAGAUUAAUCUUCAGUAUAGGAGUAUUUUUGUUGGAAAGUGUUCUGUCCAUAGCAGUACCUCUGAAAGAACGUACUUUCUUUCGGAAGCGGGAAGCUUUUGAGGUUUGUUUGGAGAUGCCUUUUUUUGGGGGGGGGGGGUCUUACUCUGUAAAUCAGUUUGACCUGAAACUCCAGGCAAUUCUCCUGCCUCACCUGGGACUUUAUAGAUUCAAGCUGUGGCUUCUGGAAGGAUGUAAGGCUGGGCUGUUCCAGUCUGUGCAGAAGCCAAGGAGGUUGGCAGGGACAGGGCCAUGUGAGGCACCACGGAGUGUUAUUCAGCAUGGGGCCUAUAUGGUGGUGUCUUCAUUCUACCCUGGUUGUGGGGUCUAGGGUGGCUCAGGAGAGGACUGGGUGGUAGCAGGUGGGGGCAGAGACUUGGAACAGGUGGUAAACUUUGCACGCAUGUGUUGAGAAGCCAGCUCAGCUUUGCACAAGUACCUCACCACAGAGCUAAUACCAUCAGCCCAAAUUUUGAUAGUGACCUGCAUAGAAAUACACACACACGCACGCAGAGUAUAGGAAUAUCAAAAAUACAGCUAGAGGAAUUUUAAAACAUUUAAUUCCCAUACAAACUACCUUGAACAUCAAUCUUUCCAUACUUCCCCCAGGACCCCUUCACAACUGUCCCCAGUACAUACUCCUCCCGCUGACUUCUCCAGCCUGACUGUGGAGAGGGCAGAGUCAAUGGAGUCCCCACCGACUGGUUCUACCUUCUGAUAAUCUUGGUCAUCUGUCCUCCGUUCCUAGAGCCCCUCCGUACCACCAUGGCUGGGGUACUGAAGAGGAAGUUUGACCAGCUGGAGGAGGACUUCUUCAGCUCCUCCGCCUCCUCUUCCUCCUCCGGCAGUCUCUUCUCCUCCUCCCCUGGUUCUUCUGUCUUCCCUGCCUGGAACUCAGAUGAGGAGGGACCAUGUGGUCAGGCACUCCGGCCCGAUCAGGACUCCUGUGGCCUCCAAAGUUUCACUCCCCCAUCCAUCCUGAAGCGGGCUCCGCGGGAGCAUCUGGGUCGCGUGACCUUCGACGGCAUCACUGUCUACUAUUUCCCACGGUGCCAGGGAUUCACCAGUGUGCCUAGCCGUGGUGGCUGCACCCUGGGCAUGGCUCCUCGCCACAGCGCUUGCCGCCUGUUCUCCUUGGCUGAGUUUACACAGGAGCAGGUCCGUGCUCGGCGUGAGAAACUCCGACAGCGCCUGAAGGAGGAGAAGCUGGAGACGCUGAGGUGGAAGCUUUCCGUGGCUGGAGUUCCAGAGACAGGGGCAGGCCUGCCCCUCACGGCCGACGCCAUCCCUGACGCCUCUGUGGAGGACGACCUGGCAGCGGCUAUAGCGGGUGGCCGCUUGGAGGAAGUGAAUUUCCUGCAGCCCCAUCCACCUCGGCAGCGACGGGCCCUACUUCGCGCUUCGGGUGUCCGAAGGAUCGACCGAGAAGAGAAGCGGGAGCUGCAGGCACUGCGCCAGUCGCGGGAGGAAUGUGGCUGCCGCUGUGAUGGAGUCUGUGACCCCGAGACCUGCAGCUGCAGCCUGGCCGGGAUCAAAUGCCAGAUGGAUCACACCUCCUUCCCCUGUGGCUGCUGCAGUGAGGGCUGUGAGAACCCCAAUGGCCGUGUGGAAUUCAAUCAGGCAAGAGUUCAGACACACUUCAUCCAUACGCUCACCCGCCUGCAGAUGGAGCAGGGUGCCGAGAGCCUGGGGGACCUGGAGUCUCCCGUCCAGGACUGCCCCGUUGAACAAGCCCUGGUUUCCUCCUUCCCGCUGGCCAAGCCCCCUGUGAGCGGUGAGUUGGGGGAUAGCAGCUGCAGCAGUGACAUGACCGACUCUUCCGCAUCCUCGUCCUCCGGGGGCAGCGAGCCCCCGGACCACCUCGCCCGCCCCAGCCUGCCGGGUCCCAGCUUCCGGUCUGCCGUGGAUGAAGACAGCCUGGUGCAGAUCCUGAAUUUCAGUGACUCUGACCUCGGUAUUGAGGAGGAAGAGGAGGAGGAGGAAAGGGGUGUGGACAACUUGGAUAACCUCAGCUGUUUCCAUCUGGCUGACAUCUUUGGUGCCGGUGACCCCAGCGGCCUGGCCAGCUGGACUCACAGUCAGUCCUACUCCAGCCUUGCAUCGGGCAUCCUGGAUGAGAAUGCCAACCUGGACGCCAGCUGCUUGCUGAACAGUGGACUUGAAGGGUUGAGGGAAGGCAGUCUCCCUGGCGGUUCCGGGUCCCCUGGGGUGGAGGCCGCGCAGAGUGGCUCCUUGGACCUCAGCUCAUCCUCCUGUGACUCCUUUGAGCUGCUCCAGGCUCUGCCGGACUAUAGUCUGGGUCCUCACUAUACUUCCCGCAGGGUAUCUGGCAGCCUGGACGGCCUGGAGGCCCUCCACUCCUUGCCCAGCUUCUCUCCGCCAAGGGAUGCCAGCUCUUGUUUCCUGGAGUCACUCGUGGGCCUGUCGGAGACGGUUACCGAUGUCCUGGCGCCCCUUCUGGAGAGCCAGUUUGAGGACACUGCUGUGGCACCUUUGAUGGAGCCUGUGCCAGUGUAAGGACCAAGGUGCCAUUUCCCUGCCCCCAGAGCCCUGUUGCUGCUUUUUGUGUGAUUUUGGGGUUCCCCAAGGUCUUUGUAACGGUCUCCCAUGGGCUGGUCCUGGCCAUGGGUGCUAAGUGCACCCUCUUAUUUUUACAUUAACACUCUGAAGUUAUUUAUUUUUUUAAUUUUUUAUUCUGUAUUAAAGAGAGGGCAGGGAGGGGUGUCCCUCUUUCAAAGCCUGGUCUCUUUGUAUUCAAACAGAGGUCUUCCACCUCCCAGUGUGUGCCAGGAGGAGGAAGAGGGGCGGGGCUCUCCUGGCUCAGGAAUUGUCUUUCUGCACUGUGAUUGUUUCUUGGUCCCAAGACAGCAACAGGGCCGAGAGCAGAGGCUUAUGGAUUCCUCUGAACCCUGGGAAGUAGAUCUUCUGAACUGUGAAGAUGUAAUUUAUUCCUGUAAUUUAUUUGGGGACUGCGAGCGGCAUCAGUGGUCGAGUCUCUCUGGCAGGUGGGCAGUGUUGGGGCAGAGCCCCUUCAGUGUGCGCUGCCUGCCUGGGCUUUGGUGGUUUGAGCCUGUUACCUACGACAGCUCCCUGGCUCCUGAGCUGAGGGUGUGCGCUACACCAGCCUUGACCAAAAACCUCUUUUGCCCCUGCCUGGCCACUACUUGUCCUGUGCCCGGUUCCCUUUUCCCCCAAGGCCAUGGGUUAUAGAGCCCAUCCCUGUAGGAUGGGAAGCCAGAGGCCACAAAGAGGGGCAACAGGCCUGCCUCAGGGCAUGAAGCGGACCCUGUAGUGCCCCAUCACUGUCUCAGGGCUUUCUGGGCACUGAACUCCACCCUUCGCCCACCAUGUGCCCCUCGGCCAGUUGGCAGGGGUGGCUCUUGUUGAGGGCUUUUAUGCCCUUCGUUAGCUGACGUUGGAUUUUGUAUGCAUUUUUAUAUUGUCUCUAAGUGUCAGAACUAUAAUUUAUUCAUUUCUUUGUAUGUGUGUGUGUGCCAAGAGACACAGGCUCAGGCCCUGCUCUUUGCCCAGGAGGCCUUGCCAGCCUGUGUGUUUGUGGGAACACAUUGUACCUGAGCUGACAGGUACCAAUAAAGAUGCUCUAUUUUUAA
Molecule: messenger RNA, 5286 nt
Organism: Myodes glareolus (Bank vole)
Lineage: Eukaryota; Metazoa; Chordata; Mammalia; Rodentia; Cricetidae
Source: RefSeq, a predicted model, not a curated record